CGCUUCACCAGUCUGUUUCACUAGGUUAACUCUUCUGUACCCGCCAUGAAGCUGCUGCUGAUCACCGUGAGUGCUGCUGCCCUCCUGUUGGGGUCCUGUAGAGGAGACGGAGGCCACCAUGGAGGUGGCUCUUCAGGUGGAUUCAACACUUUCUCCAGAGGAGGAGGUUUAGGAGGAUUUUCCGGUGGAGGAAUCUCCAGUGGACGCUAUGGAGGAAGUUUAGGUCGAGGAUUUGGGGGUCAGGGUGGUCUCGGCGGCGGCUCUAUCAUCCACGCACAGUCUAGCUUCCCCAGCGGAGGUAGAGGUUUCUCCAGUGGAGCUGGCUUCUACGGCGGUGGCUCACACAGAGGUUUCUCCAGUGGAGGUAGCAGCUUCGGUGGUGGUUCACACGGUUUCUCCAGUGGAGGCAAUGGCUUCGGCUCCUUCGGCGGCAGUCUCGGAGGAUCCCACGGAGGUCGUGGUGGUGCGUCCUCCGGGAGAUUCGUUGGAUCCUCAAUUGGUGGUAGAAACUUUGGUAGCCGUUCUUAUGGCUAUGGAAAAUAAGCGAUGUUUACCUAAGAAAGUUAAGAACUACCAAAAUAAAAACAGGAUGGCUGCCAAAAUUACAUGAAAUCAUUUUAUAAAUUCCUGGUAUGUCGACCAUGAAUAAAUCUUUAACUGAAA
Messenger RNA from Homarus americanus (American lobster), 663 nucleotides. Its product is annotated as keratin, type I cytoskeletal 10-like. The record is from RefSeq and is a predicted model, not a curated record. The transcript has 2 exons. NCBI's taxonomy places the organism in Eukaryota, Metazoa, Arthropoda, Malacostraca, Decapoda, Nephropidae. The coding region runs from base 46 to 543 and encodes 165 amino acids.